AUGCAUUGCCAUGUCAUUCCGCUAGAUCUCCUAUCGUGUCCUCGAUUGCUUCGUGGUUAGAUCCAGUCGGAAUUUGGUGCAAAAGGACGCUACGGCGAUGGGAGUAAGACCCCGCACGGGUAACGUAAGGGGGCUGGUACGAACCCGCCACGAACUGGAGCGACCCGCAAGGUCAUCUUGAACCUCCAUUUUGUUUCUACCGACACCUGCUCCUGUUACUGGGUCUAGCGCGCGGAUAACGGCGCGUACCUAGAAGACGGGCCCACUGGGCACUCCGCUGCUAGUUAAAACACGUCAGUCAUCAGGAUGCGGAUCGUCACUUCGUGUACGUUUUGCCGCUCUCGCAAGCGGCGAUGCACAUUCAUUCCCUCUUCCAACUCCUGUAAAGAGUGCAUUGGCAAAAAUGCCAAGUGUAGCCUGAGCGACCAUGGCAGCAAUGCUGCAGAUCAGCAGCGCGGUGUCCGUCGAACCUUGUUGCCUCUGCAACACACGUCCAUAUCUCCAGGUCUGCACAGGGGGUCGAUGAGCUCACUGGUAUCGUUGUAUGAUGCUCCAGAUCCCGGCCUUGUCACUGAGUUGGUGGACAUUUACUUCGACCUCAUACAUGACAAGCAGCACAUUCUUUUCCAUCCUCCAACAUUCAAAGCCCAGUAUCAUGCCGGACAAGCACCUCCAUUUCUGAUCUGGGCAAUGGCCGCUCUGGCCUCUCGCUUCUCCAACCAUCCUGCAUUCGCAUCUAUACCGCGUGGUGAACGAGGCCGGCGUUGGCUAGACAAGGCUCUGGAUUCUUUCAACAACCGAUCUAAGGACAUCUGCAUCUCUGCUCUACAAGGCACCAUCGUACUUGGAAUGGCAUGCUUUUCUGAGGGCGAAACUGCAAAGGAUAAUUUGCUAUCUGCCCAGGCUAUUCGUAUGGUUCAGACUAUGCGGUUGCCGAAUGUGACAUGUCCAGACGCCAUCUCGUUCGAGAUUGAGGUCCGUUUGUACUGGCAAGUCUGGAUGAUGGAUAUGUGGCACGCCUCACGAUCACAGUUCCCGCGUCAACUUCGAUUUGACGAAAGGAUACCGAAGAUAUUGGAGGAGAAAGCAUUUUAUCAGCUGCGGAGACAUGCAUCCUUCGAUGGUAGUAACACUGGGCCAGCUCCCGUUCUCGAGGCGAACCGUAAAGGUCUUUGGAGCACCAUGCUGCCUCUCUCAGAGAUCCACAGCCGAGUCAUGCAUCUCAACUACAUUGUAUGCGACCAGAAUGAAGACCCCUAUGAUCAUCCUGGUCGAGUGGAAGAGAUAGCAGAAGAGUUGCUCAACUGGCACCGUGCACUGCCGCAAGAAAUGCGUUAUCUUCCCGCAAGCAUCGCUCGCGUCAAGGCAGAUGGUCUUCUCCGUGAGUUCAAUGUUAUGCACAUUCUGUAUCACUUCCAGUUCCAGCUUCUGUACUACCAGUACCUGCAAAGAGACAUCAACAUCGACCCGGAUUCGGCAACAGCAAGAGAGCGUGAGACCUACGCGGCUCGGUGCAAAGCGCACGCUAUCGCGAUGUCCGAGAUAUUUUGGGCAGCAAACAGUCAGAAAGGCACAGAGUGCUUCUGGUCGCCGGUAAAUGGCCACUUACUUGUUGUGGCUUCGUCGAUCCACCUCCACACCUUACUCUUCGACACCGACGAAGAGCGUACGGCCACGAUCAAGAAGCUGCUCGAGCAGAACUUCACUAUGCUUCUGCAGCUGCAACAGUACUGGCCCAGCUUAGAGAACUCGAUGAUGAGGCUCAGAGCCUUUCACAAGACGUGCCUGCUGAACGCAGAGCCUGGAGAAUCCUACGAUAUGGACGACUGGACAGCACAGUUUCUGAACCGAUAUCACAUGCCUGUCGAAGAAAGACAAAGUACAACAACUCCCUCAGAGGAAUUGGGCGGCUGGGACAGGAACACACUGCAGUCUUUGAACCAGUGAAAAGUUGUAAGUUGUCGGAGGUCGGUGAAGUUGCUGGUUGCCGAAGAUCUGGCGGCCGGCGCUCAGGGCCACCGAUCGAUCCACUCGGCCGAAGUAUGCCCGCCGGAGGGUCGGUCGCACUCUUUUACAGUCCGA
Molecule: messenger RNA, 2082 nt
Organism: Didymella exigua CBS 183.55
Lineage: Eukaryota; Fungi; Ascomycota; Dothideomycetes; Pleosporales; Didymellaceae
Exons: 4
Coding region: 307-1947 (546 amino acids)
Biological process (GO): regulation of DNA-templated transcription; DNA-templated transcription
Cellular component (GO): nucleus
Molecular function (GO): DNA binding; DNA-binding transcription factor activity, RNA polymerase II-specific; zinc ion binding
Source: RefSeq, a predicted model, not a curated record